UUAUACUAACUUACUACUUGAUAUGAUAUAGUUCAUUUCACAUAUAAGUCAGGCCAAAUGAAAUCAGAAGUGUUUCCAGUUCCCAGUCCGUCCUAACCGGAUAAAAUGUUCCCAACCUAAACAUUUUUUUAUUCUAAUUCUAAAAGUUGGACUGAUAAUUUUCCCGAUUUGUUUAUUACUGUUUUGUACAGUAUUACACUCUGCUGUCACCAAAGCACUUCAAACACUUGUGUGUCAGGCGUCAUGGUGAUAUCAUAGCAUGCAAAAUGCCUGCCAUUAGGGCUGGCAGUAGUUUGGUUAUAGUUUAAUGAUAAAAGGUAAAUUUCCCAUCUAAAACCAACAUUCAGGAAAGGGAUGAAGUGGGUAUAUUAAAAUAUAUACAUGUAAACUAUAAGAUGACCAAUUGCUGCUCUCUGAUGAAAACAAAAUAAUGUUAUAGUUUGAAGUGUUUCAAUGAUUUUUGAAGAAAAAACCCAGUUCAUAUCUGUAUCUAUGUACAAUCUUUAUCAUUUACUUAUGUCAUAUAGUUUAUACAGUAUUUGUAAUGCCAUUUCUUUUUCUUUUUUUAACCUUGUAGGAUUAUCUCUUCUUAUGUUUACAUUUCCUCUCAACCAAUAGCGAGAAAAGGCAGAAAAGAUGACCUAUUGGAGAAGUUCUGAGACUGCUGAAAUUAAUGGAAGACAGAUCCAUCAAGAAGCCACAGUCGACAAGAGCUGGGGUCAGAAAGGCAGUCCCUGGGAGUUCAACCUGCGUGAUCUGUUUCGAUGGUGUGAUCUUCUCUGUCACAAUCAGGUGAAGGAUCUGUACGAGAGGAUAUUUCCUGAUAGUCUGCCAUUUUAUGUGCCCAGUAGACAAGUAACCAUUUCCAACAGUGUAAUACAGGCAGGACACUCAUUUCUCUGCCGUGAAGAGUUUGUGUCAAGGGAGACAACUCGGUCACUGUACCUCCUUCACCACCUCCUGGAGCGUAUGGAAGCAGUGAUGAAGUGCGUCCAGAUGAACUGGAUGCCCAUUCUUGUAAUUAAAAAGUGGGGCCUCAGUCCUGUGGUAAGACCAGCUUGGUCCAGCUACUGUCCAGUUUGACCGGCCAUCACCUACAUGUUCUAGCAAUGAACUGUUCCAUGGACACCACAGAACUACUGGGCAGAUUUGAAGAG
This is a messenger RNA of Pecten maximus, 1157 nucleotides long. RefSeq names its product midasin-like. The record is from RefSeq and is a predicted model, not a curated record. Bases 637 to 1083 code for a protein of 148 amino acids. Lineage: Eukaryota; Metazoa; Mollusca; Bivalvia; Pectinida; Pectinidae. Gene Ontology annotation, biological process: rRNA processing; ribosomal large subunit assembly. Gene Ontology annotation, cellular component: preribosome, large subunit precursor. The transcript has 4 exons.